AUGCCCGACCAUCACCUGCGGCUGGAGAUUGAAGGAGCAAGCCAGAGACGGAGGCUCGCCCGGGAACGGGGGGGCUUAGCCUGGGGGGAGAGCGUGUUCGGGGUCGUCGAUCCUAUACCAGGGUGUCCUCGGCUCGUGCUCCCGUUCCUGGCGGCCACCAUUACCAGCGAGCCUGCUGACGGGACAUACCAAAAUCUCCUGCGUGAAUCCAUGUGUUAUGGGGCCUACAUGAUCGCCAACAUGCUAGAAGUCAAAAAAGCCGUCAAGAUCAACGCUCCAGAGAUGCCCGAUCUAGUCGUGGAUAGCGAUUGCAUCCGCGCCUUGACGCUGACAAUAACCGGUCGCCGUAUCGUCCUGGCUGCUCACUGGGCUGUCGAGAUUGGGACUGCGCCACCAGUCUACUUUUCCCGCAUCGCCAAGGCAUGGGAGGCUCACAGGGCGUAUGGUUUUCCAAUAAGGGACGCGCUCUCGUCUAUACACCUAGCCAGGGAGUGGAUCAUGGAAGUGAAUACCGAGCGAUACCACAACAUAAUACGGAAGAUUUAUGGAUUCUUCGAGACUACGUGCUGCAUCUGCAGCCACCAGGAAUUGAGCCAGGGUCAUUGCACCGCCUCGAUGGCAAUGUCGUCGAUUGCUGGAGGCGAGCCUCGUCUGGCUGGCCUCUUGGCCCGCCGAGCACACAUCUAUUUACAACAUCAUCUCCAACAUGGUCAAAUUGAUGAGCUUGAUCAGGCGAUAGCAAAUUUACAAUCCGCGGUCGAUCUCGCGAAAUCUGGCCCCCAGAGGGAACAUCUCGGAUCGAUGCUGAAUAUGCUGGGAGUCCUGUCCCUGAGACGGUACGCACGCAAUGCGAAUGAGGCAGUCCUGGACGACGCGCUUCAUCGCUUUUCGUGGGCUUUAGAGUGCUUCUCCGUGUCUCAUUCCCAGCGGGUAAUUUCCUUGGCUGGGAUAGCUCAGACGCGCGCAAAUCGAUACGACCGCACAGGCGCCAUGUUGGACCUCGAAGAGGCCAUCUCGCAGAUACGGACUGCGAUUGACAUUCAGCGGCACUUCAAUGACACCGACCUGCUGGCAACGAUCCUCAGCAACUUGGGUUGCAUCCUCUGGCGGCGGUAUCAGCGCACUGGGAGUAGCGAGAAUCUGCAUGAGGCAUUUACUGCCAUAACCAAGGCGGCCGCCGCUGUCUCCCCAGAUAAUGCGGGACUGCUAGGCAGUAUCUGGACAAAUCUUGCGGGGCUGUUGGCAAGGCAGUACGAAAUCACGGGGAUGUUAGACCACCUGAGAAACGCCGUCUUUGAAGCACGCGAGGUUGCCCAUGCGGCCCCCGAGAGCCCAGAGCUUGAUUCACUGCUUAGUCUCCUUGCCCCAGAGCAACUGAGCAGUAUCCGUCUUCCUUCCGGUUCUCCAAGUAAGCAAACCGCUGGUGGAGGUGCACGGAACAUAACCAGCACGAAGAAAAUGCCCCAUGCACCAGCUGCGUUGCGAGAUGCCGAGAAGAAAGAGGUUGACAAAAAGCUUCGAAACUUUGAUCUUCCGAACCUUGAGUCACAGCAAGACGCACGAGGGGAAGACCAGGAACUUAUAGCUGCGAACCAAGGAUAUACAACUCAUGAUAUCCACAAGAAUGAGGGCAAUGCAAUGGGUAAUCUGUUCAGUCGGAGGGCCAAUGUUGUUGGCCAUAUCAGCCGACACUACGGUGACAAAUACGGUAAUACCUCGCCUUACCUUUGA
Molecule: messenger RNA, 1731 nt
Organism: Aspergillus campestris IBT 28561
Lineage: Eukaryota; Fungi; Ascomycota; Eurotiomycetes; Eurotiales; Aspergillaceae
Exons: 4
Coding region: 1-1731 (576 amino acids)
Molecular function (GO): protein binding
Source: RefSeq, a predicted model, not a curated record